This is a messenger RNA of Cebus imitator (Panamanian white-faced capuchin), 4250 nucleotides long. It is a transcript of the gene PCMTD1, whose product is annotated as protein-L-isoaspartate (D-aspartate) O-methyltransferase domain containing 1. Gene Ontology annotation, molecular function: protein-L-isoaspartate (D-aspartate) O-methyltransferase activity. The record is from RefSeq and is a predicted model, not a curated record. Gene Ontology annotation, cellular component: cytoplasm. The transcript is spliced from 9 exons. Lineage: Eukaryota; Metazoa; Chordata; Mammalia; Primates; Cebidae. The coding region runs from base 486 to 1478 and encodes 330 amino acids. Gene Ontology annotation, biological process: protein modification process.
CCUCCGGUGGUGCAGCCGUGUUGUUGUUAUUGUGGUGUUGGCGCGUCCGGCUGCUGCGGACCCCGCCGAGUCCUAGCGCCUGGCCUGGGCGCAGCUGCGGCGGGCCUGACCCACUGCUGCGCCGUAGGAAGAGAUUCACUGAGUGCCAGAUGAAAAAGUUGGCUUGUGCUUAAAAGCCAUGUUAUUAAAAAAAAAAAUUCUUGAAAUGCUGCAGUUGGACUCAGCAAGUCGAGAUGCCACAGCUAAGACCUGUUGAAGGAAUAGUGAAUUGACAUCUCCCAUUGCACUACAUUCUACAAAAUAUACUCAUUGAGGAGAAGGGUGCUGUAAACCCUUGUACUUUUAUAUUUUUGAGGAUUGGAAGUGCUAGAGCCAGCCAGCUUUUUAUAUGAUUAAUUUAUUUUUGGAAAUCAAGUGCAAUAUUGGAAGCCAUUUCUACUAAUUUUAUUUCAUUUUUAAAUUUAUGAUUUGAUUUGAAUACUAUCAUGGGAGGAGCUGUGAGUGCUGGGGAAGAUAAUGAUGACUUAAUUGAUAAUUUAAAAGAAGCUCAGUAUAUCCGUACUGAAAGAGUGGAGCAAGCCUUCAGAGCGAUUGAUCGUGGCGAUUACUAUUUGGAAGGCUACAGAGACAAUGCUUACAAAGACUUAGCCUGGAAGCAUGGAAACAUCCACUUGUCAGCACCUUGCAUUUAUUCUGAAGUUAUGGAAGCAUUGAAACUUCAACCAGGAUUGUCUUUUCUUAACCUGGGAAGUGGAACCGGAUAUUUAAGUACAAUGGUGGGCUUAAUUUUAGGUCCUUUUGGAAUAAAUCAUGGAAUUGAACUUCAUUCAGAUGUGGUGGAAUAUGCCAAGGAAAAACUGGAGAGCUUCAUCAAAAAUAGUGAUAGCUUUGAUAAAUUUGAGUUCUGUGAACCUGCAUUUGUUGUUGGUAAUUGCCUCCAGAUAGCAUCUGACAGUCAUCAGUAUGAUCGAAUUUAUUGUGGAGCUGGAGUUCAGAAAGACCAUGAAAACUACAUGAAAAUAUUACUAAAAGUCGGAGGCAUAUUAGUCAUGCCUAUAGAAGAUCAGAUUUGUGAGUCAGACUCUGGGCAGAAGAGACUUCGUAAAUUGCCUCCCUGUGCUGUCAGGAAUCUACAGGACUUGGCACGUAUUUACAUUCGACGCACACUUAGAAAUUUCAUAAAUGAUGAGAUGCAGGCCAAGGGGAUUCCUCAAAGGGCUCCACCCAAGAGGAAAAGAAAGAGAGUUAAACAGAGAAUUAAUACUUACGUAUUUGUGGGUAAUCAGCUUAUUCCUCAGCCUCUAGACAGUGAGGAGGAUGAAAAAAUGGAAGAAGAUAACAAAGAAGAGGAAGAAAAAGAUCACAGUGAAGCAAUGAAGCCAGAGGAGCCACCUCAAAAUUUACUGAGAGAAAAAAUCAUGAAGCUGCCCCUCCCUGAAUCUUUAAAAGCUUACUUGACAUAUUUUAGAGACAAAUAACUUACUUAGGUCAAGAACAAAGAAUGUCUACUGAUAAUUCCUUUAGUCUUGAAAAUGUAGCAUUUGUUAGGAGUUAAAAGAGAGAAUUAUUUCUUUCAUCAGAGUAAAUUAUAGUGCAAAAGAGUAUAACUUGUGUCAGUAACAAAAAUGACGUAUUCAGUGAUUAAAAGAAUCCCUUUUAUAAAAUCUAUUUUUCUUUAAAUCUUGGAAAAAUGUUUUAGCUCAGAAUGAUUUCAAAGUGGAAUGCAACAGUAGUUAAGACUUGUGUACUAUAAAUCCUUUUCUGAUUCUUUACAGAUUUCUGGUGGUGAGGGUUAGAUUUAAUUUUAUAUAAGGUUUAAAUAAUUGUUCAGCUUAUAUGAUCUGAAUUGCAGUUGUUUGCAUUUCCUCUAUGAAAACUUUGUUUAUCUAAUAAGGAGAUCAAAUGCUUUGUAGACCUAUUUACCUUACUUUUCUUGCAAUCACUGUUGCUGGAUUGCUGUACAUUUAUUCUGGGCAAUAUAUGAGUGCAAUAGCAAUACAAGAUAUUGAAUAAUUUAGCUUUAAAAAAAUCCCACAAAUUUUAUGAAAUUUUACAGCCCUGCUACUUUUGCUUUUGAAUCUCUUGCCAAAAGACAUGGGUAAAAUAUCUGCUUCUCUCAUAGAGAUUUUUAAGAGCACAGCAAGUGAAUUAUUAAAAUAGAAAGUAUAUACUAUUACUUUGUAUGGACCCUUUACAUUUUCACUAUUUAAAAAAAUGAGGUUAUCUUAACUCUCUAGACUUAAAAGUAUGGUUAGAAUUGUUUUUUCUGUAGUUCACUGUAUAAAGUAUUUGUUUUUUUAAAAAAGCAAAACCAUUGUUAUCUGUGACUCUUGAUAGGACAUAGAAUGAGUGAAUGAGCAUGAAUGAUGGCCCCCCUUUUGGAUGGCUCCGUUAAGUAGCAGGGCCAGGGUAGACCUGGUCAGUGGAUGCACUUUAGCAGAUGGAACUUCUAGUUUAUCUGAAUAUUUAUCUUUGACAAGGUAGGGCUGAGCUUGCCUACAUUUGCUUUGGAUCUUUCUAGUAUGGGAAAUAUUCACAGGAAUUAUGUGUAGAUAUCUUUUGUUUUGAAAAUCCUGUUCAGAAAACAGUGUAGUCUUUGGGACCCAUGCUGUAUUCAUUUCACUUCUUCCCAUAUUUUUUGUGUUUCUUUUGGUAAAACUAUAAUGGUUUUCAUUUUUUACUUAAUAUCACACAGUUAAACUGUUCAUAUUUGAGCUGUAUUGUAGCUUAUCAGUGAUAAAACAGGUAGUAACUGCCAUUUGUUUUCCUAGUAAGGCCUGAAAACAGCCAUUCCUUGUUAAGAAAUUGUACAAUGUAACAUACUUACUAGUGUUACAUGGAUUAUAUAUUUCUUAUUGGGAAAAAUUUGAGGGUAUCAUGGACUACCACCAGCAUUAUUACUGCAGUAGUUGCUCAGAUUUUGUCAAGGAAUCCCAAUCAAUGCAUAAUGAAAGGAUUAUUAUCUCUCGGCUAAGAUUCAGAUAGUGUUUCAAAAAUCUCAUCUCCAGUAAUUCCACAACAUCUAAAAACAAGUGUUUAUAAUCAUGUAAGCAUGAAAUUGUCCCAAGUAAGUGAGGAUAUUUUAGUUAUGUGAAAGAUAGUUUCAUGGAAGGUAUUUGUUUUAUUCCAGUGGCUGGGUUGGUGGAAUUGAGGGUAUUUCUACAGUUAUUCGUAGGUGAUUACUAAACUGCUAAGAAAUGCCCCAUGUCGUUUGUAUCUAGGAAAGAAAAAAAAAUCAGUUUUCAUACUGUCAUCUGUCAGAAAUGUUCAGUUUGUUUUGAAUUAAAUGUUGCUUUUGAAGUUUAAUCUUGAAUUCCUGGUGGCAUGUUUUUAUAUAGAAAACCUGGGGAAAGUUAUCAUCUGUCUCAUCUCCCCUGCUUUUUUCCCCCCCUUUGGUUGGAGCUGCUGUUGAGAUGUGUAAAAACACUUAUUCUUAAAUGAUGCUUUUACUAUUUAGGAGAGAGUUUUUGUUAAGGGUGUUUUUGAAGAUUGGCUUUUCCAUAUAGUCUUUCAUUCUUUGACCCUUGGCAAAGUGUACAGUAGAUUUUAAUGAUCAUUGCAUAUCUGUCAUUGAAAUGUAUCUUUUAUGUUUUUCAGUGCAUUCAUUUUACAGUUGUGACUUUAUCAUUGACUUUAAGAAGAAUAAAUAAAAAAUGAAAAUUAAAGUGAAAUCCUUAUCUAUUAAUGCAGAUAUAUUAGAAUAAGAAUAUCUUGGGUUUGGGGUUUGUGUUUUAUUUUUUAAUGAAUUUAUGUUUACCUGAGUAUGGAAAAUUAUGCUUUACUGGUGGAAAAGUAGCAAGUAAAGAUGAAGUAAAAGUAAGUGAAAAUGAUGGGUAAUAUAGUCAUGGAAUUUUAUAGUCAGAUAAAACAGUAAGUAUCACCUAAUUUGGGUGUUUAUUUUGCAGAUGAAAAAACAGACCUAGAACUAUGGCAUGUUUUGCCUGAAACAUAACAGUGAGUUAGAGACAGAGCCUAAGAGAGUAUCCAGCAUCAGAUCAAUCCCAAGAAUCCGUCAACAUCAUAGCUACCCAAGAAGAUAAUUUAAAUCUCUACUGCUUAUUGGUCACUAUAUUUGGUUCUAGUAUUAAUAAAGAAAAAUGUUAUUAAAAUAGCAUACAUAGUGGUAAAAUAAAAUACAAAAAGUACCUGUUGAUUUCUAGCUGUUUGAGAUGAUAAAAGUGCAGCAAAGCUUGUUAAAUCGUUGGAAGACUUGGAAAACUAUUUUAAAUAAACAAUUACAUAUAAUUAAG